AUGCCCAUUAUUCCAGACGGUGAUGUUCUGAAUGUGGACCCCAAGAUGAAUGAAGAUGAACGGGUCAUCGUAUCCCUCGGGUACAAGCAGGAGUUUAAACGUGAAUUCUCACUUUGGACAACUUUCUGCGUCAGCUUCUCCGUCCUUGGGCUACUGCCGUCGUUCGCGAGCACCCUCUGGUAUGGCAUGGGGUAUGCCGGUACUGCAGGAAUGGUAUGGGGUUGGAUUAUCGCAAUGGUGUUCAUUCAAUGCGUAGCCAUGGCAAUGGCUGAGCUUUGCUCAUCCAUGCCUACCAGCGGGGGUCUCUAUUACGCUGCUGCUGUGCUAGCUCCGGGCGGAUGGGGUCCAUUUGCGGCAUGGAUAACUGGAUGGUCAAAUUGGCUGGGCCAGGUGAUGGCAGCGCCGUCGGUCAACUAUGCAACCGCAGGCAUGAUUCUUGCCGCUGGUUCAAUCUACAAUCCCAAUUAUGUGCCAGCGCCCUAUCAAACCUUCCUUCUGACCACUUUCCUCAUGCUACUCCAUGGGGUCAUCAGCAGUAUGCCGACAAAAUGGAUCGCUGAGAUGAACUCGUAUGGAUCGACUUUUAAUAUUCUUUGUCUAGUCAUCGUUAUCAUAACUAUUCCAGCAGGAACUACUAAUUCUCCUAAGUUCAAUUCGUCCGAGGAAGUCUGGGGAACCAUAUUCAAAGGGACUUCUUUCCCCGAUGGAGUCGCAGUACUAAUGUCAUUUGUCAGUGUUAUUUGGACGAUGUCUGGAUACGACUCACCGUUUCACUUGAGCGAAGAAUGCUCCAAUGCGAGCAUCGCCUCCCCUAGGGCUAUCGUCCUGACUUCAGGGAUAGGCGGCGUUAUGGGCUGGUUUCUCCAGGUUGUCGUGGCAUAUACCGUCCAAGAUAUUAAUGCGGUGUUAACAUCCGAUUUGGGCCAGCCGUGGGCGUCUUACUUGUUCCAAGUGAUGUCAAGGAAAACGGCAGUGGCGAUCCUUGGACUGACAAUCGUUUGCGGCUUUUCGAUGGGCCAAGCUUGUAUGAUCGCGGCAUCUCGCGUAACCUACGCAUAUUCUCGUGACGAUUGUUUUCCUCUCUCCGGGGUAUGGAAAAGGGUUAACAAGCAUACUAGGACACCUGUGAAUGCAGUGUGGAUUAAUUGUGUAAUUGGCAUCCUGUGCACCCUGCUGAUAUUCGCUGGCGACCUCGCGAUGGGUGCUUUGUUUUCCAUUGGCGCCAUCGCCGCUUUCGUCGCGUUUUCGAUUCCAAUUGGUAUUCGAGUCUUCGUUGUAAAAGACAAGUUUCGACCUGGCCCUUGGAGCCUAGGGAAAUAUAGCCCUAUCAUUGGCGGGAUAGGGGUAUCCUUCGUGAUUCUAAUGUUGCCAAUUUUGUGUCUUCCCGCUCACACGGGCUCGGAACUGACACCAAAGCAAAUGAAUUGGACCAGCGUCGUUUAUGGCGGCCCUAUGCUAGUCGUGUUGACUUGGUGGAUCCUAGACGCAAGGAAGUGGUUCAAGGGGCCAAAGGUCAACGUUGAACAUCAUAUGUUGGAUUGCGUCCAAAUAGGGAUUGAUCGGGUUGAUAGUCAAAACUUCGAUAAAGAGAAGCUACAGGAGCUGGAGUCUAUUUCCGUCUAA
Uncinocarpus reesii 1704 is the source of this 1623-nucleotide messenger RNA. RefSeq lists its product as uncharacterized. Gene Ontology annotation, biological process: transmembrane transport. The transcript has 4 exons. NCBI's taxonomy places the organism in Eukaryota, Fungi, Ascomycota, Eurotiomycetes, Onygenales, Onygenaceae. Bases 1 to 1623 code for a protein of 540 amino acids. Gene Ontology annotation, cellular component: membrane. Gene Ontology annotation, molecular function: transmembrane transporter activity. The record is from RefSeq and is a predicted model, not a curated record.